AUGCGAUACGGUAUUACUAUCUUCACAAAAUUAUUUAAUAAAUUAAAAUCGACUCAAGGCUUGACUGAAGCAAAUAGACAUCAUUUAUGGAAUACAAGACGUGGUGUACGAGAUCAAUUUAUGCCCAUAUUAAUGCCAGUUUAUGAUCGACCAAAUUAUUUGCAAAGAGUUUUAGACGGUUUAACUAAAGUUGAUGGAAUAAACGAGACGGUGGUUAUCGUUUCUCAAGAUGGUGCACAAUCAUCGGUAACAUCUGUAUUAUUAUCUAUGUCGCCACAUAUUCGCAUGCUCAUCCUUCCACAUACACCUCCAUAUUUUUCUCUACCACGCUACGUUGAUAAUAAUGAAUAUGCUACAUCUGCUAAUGUUAAAUUUUUACUAGAAUUCGCAUUUGAAUAUAUGCUGGCUGAUGGAGCAAUUGUUCUUGAAUCAGAUCUCAUACCAUCUGUCGAUUUCUAUCGUUAUCAUCAAUGGACGUAUCAAAAUCUAUUAGCUGUUAAUAACUCGAAAAUUCUUUCUGUUCAUUCGUUCAAUAUCCAUUCAACUAAUUCAUCCGAUCCAUAUACAUUAUUUUCGCGAGGAUUCGAUUCUUGGGGUUGGUCAACAGCAAGAACAAGAUGGCUUUGGCUAAAAACUCAAUGGACAAAAUACAAUAGUUGGGAUAGUAUAGUAAGUCGAACAGCUAAACGUGAUGGAUGGUUAUGCAUGUUACCAAAACUAAGUCGAACAAGAAUGAUUGGUUUGAAAGGAAUUAAUGUGAAUGUUCGUAAAGAAUCCGAAAAGAGACAAUUCGAAGAAAAAAUGUAUAUGAGUGAUAAAAGAAUAGAAUAUAAUGGUAAAAGACCGAUCAUUGUAUGA
Messenger RNA from Rotaria socialis, 858 nucleotides. Lineage: Eukaryota; Metazoa; Rotifera; Eurotatoria; Philodinida; Philodinidae. The record is from the annotation of a GenBank genome assembly.